AUGGAUUGGAUUUAUACACCUGAUCAAAUAGCUAAUGCCCCAUCAGUAAAAGCCGGAAUGUCUUUAGAAGCAGAAGCAAAGAAUCGAAGAGAUGGGGUCAAUAUAAUUUGGGAUGUUGGGUUUAAUUUGAACUUAAAGCCGUAUCCCACCCUGGCUACUGCGGCUCUCUACUUUCACAGAUUCUACAUGUGUCAUAAGUUUCAAGAGUUUCAAAGAGAGUUGACAUCUCUAGGUUGUUUGUUUCUAGCUGGAAAAGUUGAAGAAACACCAAAAAAAUGCAAAGAUAUAUGUAAAAGCGCAUUGGAGAAAUACCCAAUGCUAUACAAAAACAGACAUAGGGUUCUAUUGGAGGAGAUUAUGGGUAUUGAGCGUGUUCUUCUACAAACUCUCAAAUUCGAUUUACAAGUCUUUUUACCAUACAAAUACGUCCCUACUUUUCUGAAAAAGUUAAAUUUAUCCGAUCAUGAUGGAAAAGGCAUUGGUCGCAGAGCUUGGACGUUGAUAAACGACAGUAUGAGAACUACCAUAAGCAUAUCCUUUGAUCCUCAAGUUGUAGCCGUUUGUAUGCUCUUUUUAGCCGCCAAGAUAGGAGGUGAGAAGAAAGAAGAAGACCAAGUUGUUUGGUGGGAUGAUAUAAUAGCAAAUUUAUCAGUCGACUUGGUGAACCAAAUUUGCCACAAGGUACUCGAUUUCUACGAUAUUUCUAAAAAGGAAGUAGGAAUUCCUAUUGAGGCAUCGAAUCUGUAA
This is a messenger RNA of Auanema sp. JU1783, 747 nucleotides long. NCBI's taxonomy places the organism in Eukaryota, Metazoa, Nematoda, Chromadorea, Rhabditida, Rhabditidae. The record is from the annotation of a GenBank genome assembly.